GCUCUCUGUACCACGUGACUAACAUGUCCUCACAGGUCCUCUAUCUGCGUGAGACUCAGCUGGCGCCCUGGUAGGCGGUCACGCUCAAUGCUUUCACCUGAGGUGAGAGAGGCUGAGGAUGCACGAGCUCCCUCUGACUGUGCCCCCGGAGCGGGGUGGCACUGCCCUCUUCCGCCUGCGCUUCACCACCUUUGCAGUGUGCACCGUCUGCUGUCCUCUCUUUGGUUUCCUCUUCUGCGUCAUGUGGUCUCUUCUCUUCAGCUUCAGCGAGACCACAGCCACACAUUGCGGGGUACCUAAUUACUUGCCCUCUCUCAGCGCCGCCAUUGGAGGAGAGACCCCACAGAGGUACAUCUGGCGAUUCUGCAUUGGCCUCCACUCUGCGCCACGUUUCCUUGUGGCAGUUGCAUACCUGAACCAUUACUUGUGCACCCACAGCUCACAUCCGAUAUAUCGCCGGCGUUGUUACCUAAACUUUUGUUUCAAUGUGUUUGAGAUCCUGUCUCUGCUGCUGUUAACCUAUGUCUCAUCUUCAGAGAACUAUGAUAUCCAUAAGAUUGGUUUUAUUUUCUUCAUGAUCUUCUCGCUAACUCACAUGCUACUGACCUGCAUCAUCUGGAGCAUGACGAAAAAAUACUCAGUAAGUUCUGAGGAGAGGAGAUCGUACAGCUACAAGAAGUUCCUGUUCAUCUUUAACCUGUCGAUGUUCCUGUUGUCUCUCGUAUUUUAUAUCCGGCAUAAUGAGCACUGCGAGCCAGGAGUGUACACAAUCUUUGCUUUCCUAGAGUAUCUUGUUGUUCUCUCAAACAUGGCAUUCCACAUGACGGCCUGGUGGGACUUCGGCAGUAAAGAACUGCUAAUCGGUUCCUCGGAGGCGGAUAAGCGAUACUGAGGAGGGGACUCUAAUACCACUGCUCCUCAAUGACUUCUGAGAGGACGUUUCCUGGACUGACGCAGUUGCCUGAGCUGGUGGAAAAACAAUAUCAAAUCUAAUAUCAUCCCAUGGAUGGACCCAAACUGUGCUAUAACGUGACAUGUCAGUCUUUUUAGCCUCAUCACAAUGAGUUGGUGUUAAAUCUAGCACUGUUGCUGAGCGUGUGAGGUGAGCUCAGUAUACAGAAGUGCGGUAAUGCCUAGGGCAGCGUGUGCUUGAAGAGAGGGAGCGGGUCUGGUGAGCAGGACUGUGCAAAUAUCUUCUCUACUAUCUGAGUUUUUACACAAACACCAGAGCAACACACGAGGACCAAAAUGUGCUCAGCAGCAGUCACUGGGGGUUACAUUUGUGUGUGUAUAUGUGUGUCUGUGUAUAUUUUUAUACUGUGUGUGUAUGAGUAUGUGUGUGUGUGUGAUUAUAUGUGUAUUUGUGUGUGUAUGUCUAUGUAUGUGUAUAUGUCUAUGUGUGUGUGUGUGUGAGUAUAUUUGUGUGUGUGUGUGUGAGUAUAUGUGUAUUUGUGUGUGUGUGUAUUUGUGUGUGUAUUUGUGUGUGUGUGAGUAUAUGUGUGUAUAUGUGUAUUUGUGUGUGUAUGUACGUGUGUGAGUAUAUGUGUGUAUAUGUGUAUUUGUAUGUGUGUGUGUAUGUCUAUGUGUGUGUAUGUCUAUGUGUGUGUAUAUAUGUCUGUGUAGUUUUUUUUUUUAGGUGAUGACAAUCGUGUUGAUCAAAUUCUGUCAUGUUCAGCCACAGUUAAUAUUCCUUUUAUAGAAGACAAACCAAGGUCUAGGUUUUACAAAGCAUUGUGUCCGUAGGCACGGUUUGAGCUAAAAAUCAGACACUACUAAAAAAUGAUUUAUUGCUCAAACUGAGGUUUUAUAAGUUAUUUUUUUAAUUUCAGAUUUAUAUAAAACUUUUUAACGAUGCAGAUUUGCAAGGGUGUGAUUUUCUCUGUUUUUCUAUUCGUCAUUUGCAUUUGUUAGAUUACAGGCCCAGUGCUAAGACUGAUCUGUCGCUCUUUGGCUGGGCCCACUUACAGCUGAGUGUUAAAAGGACUCUAAACUUCUAGCUAACAACAAGACUUAACGUAGUCUUGCAAUAGAUGAAUGUAAUGGUGACGUGUGAAAACUUUUUGAAUCCAUUAAAACUUUUUGCUGCA
Messenger RNA from Bombina bombina (fire-bellied toad), 2087 nucleotides. RefSeq names its product post-GPI attachment to proteins 2 (gene PGAP2). The record is from RefSeq and is a predicted model, not a curated record. Gene Ontology annotation, cellular component: Golgi membrane; endoplasmic reticulum membrane. The transcript has 6 exons. Bases 119 to 892 code for a protein of 257 amino acids. Gene Ontology annotation, biological process: GPI anchor biosynthetic process. Lineage: Eukaryota; Metazoa; Chordata; Amphibia; Anura; Bombinatoridae.